AUGUCAGGCUAUUACAUGCAGUAUCUCGAGAGCCUGUGCCGACGUCGUGGGUGGCAAGACCCUUCGUACGAGUGUUACAGAGACCCGAGUGGCUACACGUGCCUGGUUCUGGUGAACGGUCGCGAGUACCAGACGGAUCUUGCAUACGAAUCGAACUCCUUGGCCCAGGAAAACGCAGCCAUGAGGGCGUUUAUGGUGUGCCGGAACUUUUCCGUCAAUGGAGGCAUGCUUGCCCGUAACGGCAUUGUCCAGGGUCUCCCAGCCAAUGAUUCCAGCAGGCGCAAGAAGUCGCGCCAUGCUUCAGCCAGUCACGGUCAUGGCCACAGCCACCGGGAGAGCCGUCAUGGCCACAGAUCUGGACAUUCGAGCAGCAGUUCAACCAUAUCCUUCGAGUGA
This is a messenger RNA of Xylaria bambusicola, 396 nucleotides long. RefSeq lists its product as uncharacterized. The transcript is spliced from 2 exons. The coding region runs from base 1 to 396 and encodes 131 amino acids. The record is from RefSeq and is a predicted model, not a curated record. NCBI's taxonomy places the organism in Eukaryota, Fungi, Ascomycota, Sordariomycetes, Xylariales, Xylariaceae.